Molecule: messenger RNA, 1023 nt
Organism: Macroventuria anomochaeta
Lineage: Eukaryota; Fungi; Ascomycota; Dothideomycetes; Pleosporales; Didymellaceae
Product: alpha/beta-hydrolase
Exons: 7
Coding region: 1-1023 (340 amino acids)
Molecular function (GO): hydrolase activity
Source: RefSeq, a predicted model, not a curated record
AUGUCCGUCCAACCCAUCCGCCCUACCGGCGAUGAGCGCAUUCAACACAAAACCGCCGUGUUGAACGGAUACACAUACCAUUACUUAUACGCCGUACCGAACUCGGGAAAGUGGACGAAUACCGUGUUUCUGAUCCACGGCUGGCCCGAUCUAUCACUAGGCUGGCGCUACCAGAUCCCUCUCCUCGUAAACCUAGGCUUCAGAGUCGUAGCGCCCGAUAUGAUGGGAUAUGGAGGAACAGAUGCACCCAGAGUCCCACCAAACCCCGUUAGUCUGUACGGGUUGAAGCGAGCAUCUGAUGACAUCGCUGCACUAGCGAAAGAAGUCGGUGCGCCGAGGAUCAUUUUGGGUGGACAUGAUUGGGGCGGUUUUGUAGUCUGGCGCGCAGCGCAAUGGUAUCCGCAGCUAGUCUCUCACGUCUUCUCUGUGUGCACGCCCUACACCGCGCCGCACAAGGAAUACCUCUCCACCGAACAGCUGGUCAAAGGCCCCUUGCCACAAUUCGCCUACCAGCUACACCUCGCGUCAGGCGAGGUGGAGAAGAGUGUCAAUGAUGAGAGAAGUAUCCGGCAGUUCUUGAAGGGGGUCUAUGGUGCUAAAGGACCGAACAAGGAGUUGGUGUUUGAUCCUGAGAAGGGCAUCAUCGCUGAGAACUUACCUAAGGUUGUGGAGAGUAGAAUUUUGAAUGGUGAGGUGCUUGAGUACUACGUCAAACAGUACUCACGACACGGCAUCCACCCUACUCUGAACUGGUACCGCCAGCGCCGCACAAACUGGGAAGAAGACCAAGCCCUUCUCGACAAAAAGACAAUCCAGCAACCAGUCCUCUUCAUCCAAGCAACAUACGACUCAGUACUCAAGCCUGAGAUGUCAAAGAGCAUGGAUGCGCUGAUUCCUAAGUUGACCCGCGGAGAGGUCGCGGCUACACACUGGGCGUUGACGCAGAAGCCGGACGAUGUGAAUACUUUGAUCCGCCAAUGGCUGGAGAAGGAGGGAUUGGUUAAGGCGAAGAGCGCGUUGUGA